This is a messenger RNA of Corythoichthys intestinalis (scribbled pipefish), 1478 nucleotides long. RefSeq names its product ISL LIM homeobox 2a (gene isl2a). The record is from RefSeq and is a predicted model, not a curated record. Gene Ontology annotation, biological process: neuron fate specification; axonogenesis; positive regulation of transcription by RNA polymerase II. Gene Ontology annotation, cellular component: nucleus. Gene Ontology annotation, molecular function: cis-regulatory region sequence-specific DNA binding; DNA-binding transcription factor activity, RNA polymerase II-specific. Lineage: Eukaryota; Metazoa; Chordata; Actinopteri; Syngnathiformes; Syngnathidae.
GCACUCCCCCAAAACAAUGAAUAAAUAAAACGCUUUAGUUAUGCCUAAAUUUUAGACAUGGUUAGAAAAAAAAAUCAAAGGUUCAGGGAGGUCUGUGUGCAUGGUGGCACCCUUUUCUCACGUGGACGCGCAGAGGUCCAAGGUCUUGCGACGUCACGGUCGGGGGCGCUUUUGUUUUGUGCCCUCCUCUCAGUGCAGCCAACACAAGUCGAAUGAUCAAGCCAGGAACGGGACGCUCUCCUCCCUCUCUGCCUCACGCAUGGUGGAUUUCCUCUUCAAUGCCUCUUUCUUGGAUGAUAUGGGGGAUCAUUCCAAAAAGAAAUCAGGAAUUGCAAUGUGCGUGGGCUGUGGGAGUCAGAUACACGACCAGUACAUCAUGAGGGUUUCCCCGGACCUAGAGUGGCAUGCAGCCUGCCUCAAGUGUGCAGAGUGCAGCCAAUAUCUGGACGAGAGCUGCACUUGCUUCGUCCGAGAUGGAAAAACUUAUUGUAAAAGAGAUUAUGGAAGGUUAUUUGGCAUAAAAUGUGCAAAAUGCAACACGGGCUUCUGCAGCAGCGACUUGGUAAUGAGAGCACGGGAAAGUGUGUAUCACAUGGAGUGUUUUCGGUGCUCCGUGUGCAGUCGACACCUUCUACCCGGGGACGAGUUCUCGGUGCGGGACGACGAGCUGCUGUGUCGGGCCGACCAUGCCCUGUUGCUGGAUCGGACCUCCGGAGACAGCCCGCUAAGUCCUGGAAACAUUCACGGCAGACCCCUGCACAUUUCUGACACAGUCUCCGUUCGGCACCAAUCACAUCACCGGAACCACAUUCACAAGCAGUCCGAGAAGACCACCAGGGUCCGGACGGUGCUGAACGAGAAGCAGCUCCACACGCUGCGGACGUGUUAUAACGCCAAUCCGAGGCCCGACGCCCUCAUGAAGGAGCAGCUAGUGGAGAUGACCGGCCUGAGCCCCAGGGUCAUCCGAGUUUGGUUCCAGAACAAACGCUGCAAAGACAAGAAGAAGUCCAUUCUGAUGAAGCAGCUGCAGCAGCAGCAACACUGUGACAAAACGAACCUGCAAGGCCUUACAGGAACCCCCCUGGUGGCUGGCAGCCCCAUCCGCCACGAUAGCAGCGUGCAGGCCAACUCGGUGGAGGUGCAGACGUACCAACCACCGUGGAAAAGCCUCAGUGACUUUGCCCUGCAGAGUGAUCUGGAUCAGCCCGCCUUCCAACAACUGAUGUCUUUUUCCGAGUCUGGCUCGUUGGGGAACUCUUCGGCCAGUGACGUCACCUCGCUCUCGUCUCAGCUUCCGGACACACCGAACAGCAUGGUACCGAGUCCAGUGGACACGUGAGGACUCGAUCACGGGACUGGACGCCAAAUAACACAAGACUUAAGCCACAAUAAACAAUCACAAGAUAUUGCUGCUGGAUUUACUCGAGAGGAUACUGAACGAGCCCCAUUUUCCCCCUUUUUGAUGUUGCUCAAGGGAC